This is a messenger RNA of Drosophila biarmipes, 1098 nucleotides long. Its product is annotated as serine protease snake. Lineage: Eukaryota; Metazoa; Arthropoda; Insecta; Diptera; Drosophilidae. The record is from RefSeq and is a predicted model, not a curated record. The coding region runs from base 1 to 1041 and encodes 346 amino acids. Gene Ontology annotation, molecular function: serine-type endopeptidase activity. The transcript has 5 exons. Gene Ontology annotation, biological process: proteolysis.
AUGAUUACCCGGUUAAAUACACCACCAAGUUGCAUUAUCACCUUCAUUUGCAUGUCCACCUCGAUCACCGAUCACCCAAAGCUAAAGAUGUGGUCGCCGCCUCCACUGCUCUCCCUACUGGUCAUUCCGAUGGCAUGUGUCUUUGGCCAGUUUCCGGAUGUUGACAUAGUCAGGACUUGCACGAGGUACAAGAAGAGCGUUUUCGAGGAGACCAUAUACUUUGGAUACCUGUUUCCAGGCGCCGAGGUUGAGAGCCAGAUAUUCGACAAUUGCAGGAGUUACACCCCCUUGAUAGUGGGCGGUCAGCCCGCCCAGCCGCGGGAAUUCCCGCACAUGGCGCGCUUGGGGCGUCGUCAAGAUCAGGGUAGCCGGGUUGACUGGUUCUGUGGAGGCGCUCUGAUCAGCGAGCGGUUCGUCUUAACCGCUGCCCACUGUUUGGAAUCGGAUCGCGGAGAAGUUAAUAUUGUGCGAUUGGGCGAACUGGAUUUCGAUUCAACCGAAGAGGACGCUUCUCCCAAAGAUUAUGGUGUUGCUGGUUACCUAGCCCAUCCGGGCUACGAAGAUCCCGCGCUUUACAAUGAUAUUGGAUUAUUAAAACUGAAGGAGGAUGUGACAUUUGAUCUUUAUAAGCAUCCUGCCUGCCUGCCGUUUCAGGAUGAACGUUUUUCCGACUCCUUUAUAGCUGUGGGAUGGGGAAGCACUGGGGUGGCGGACAAGCCAUCGUCUAAGCUGCUAAAAGUGAAGCUGGACCGCUACGGAGAUCAGGUGUGCAAAAGACUGCUAACGCGCCAACGGGAGGAAUUCCCGCAAGGAUUCGAUGCCAACAACCAGCUCUGUGUGGGUUCCGAGAUGGCCAGGGACACUUGCUACGGCGAUUCGGGAGGUCCUUUGUUGAUGUAUCAUCAGGAAUAUCCUUGCAUGUAUCAUGUGGUGGCAAUUACUUCGGCUGGACUGUUCUGCGGGUCACCAGGUGUUCCUGGAAUAUAUACCCGUGUCUAUCCAUAUCUAAACUGGAUAACCCAUGUAAUGGCAAAAUUGUAAAAAGUAAACAAAUGUUUUUUGUUUUAAAUUGUUAAAAAAAAGUCUCAAUUAACGUAA